AUGGGAGCUGGUGCUGAGCCACAUUUCAUUAGAACGACGUACUCAAAUUUGUAUGUUUCCAAAUUAGCUCUGCACAUCGCAACUGAAAAAGUUCCUGGAUUCCAAAGGCGAGCCGACCGUUUGACUUGCAAUUUUACAGCCAAGCACCAGAUGCAGCUUAAUAUCAUUAAGGAAAUAUUUUUUCUGUCGGAUCUGAAUUCUGGUAACUUCGGCCUCGAUGAGCGAGAACCGCUAGUCGUCGUGGAUUUUGUGGUGCUGCCCCCAAAAGACUGUGUUCAUCGCUUCACAGUUUUUAAUCAGUUCUGUGACAAUACGGAAACCUGCAAGAUGGCCUUGCGAAACUGGAACUUACUUGAGAGCGUGAAUGCAGCAAAGAGCACCCUACAGAACGAUAACCAGCGAUUGAACAGUAUCAUCUGGAGAGAUGGCUAUGACGAAUAUUUGGAAACUGUUCUCGCGAAUGUCAAUCUCUUCCAGAAUUUGUUCUCACAAUAA
Messenger RNA from Auanema sp. JU1783, 495 nucleotides. The record is from the annotation of a GenBank genome assembly. NCBI's taxonomy places the organism in Eukaryota, Metazoa, Nematoda, Chromadorea, Rhabditida, Rhabditidae.